UUGAUAUAUUAGUAUUUUGCAUUAUAAGCAGUCAACCGAUUGACAAACUAGAAUUAUUUGAAUUCCGUGUGGAAAGAGCUCGGGUUAAUUUCGAGUGUUAUCUGCAAUCUAGAUGUUUAUAAAUCAUUUCAGUCGUUGAUAUAAUAAUUAAAGGUCGACUGAACAUGAAUUAUAUUAUACAAUUUAAAGCGCAUUUCUGUUUAUGCACGUGAACCCGUCUAACGUUAUUUUCGCAGUUAUAUAAAGUAGCAAAUUAUCGUUCCUGAAUAGGUGGCGCCGUGGUAGCGGAUCCUGUUCCUCUUCUUCCGGUUUCUGCACUGUGCAACUAUUUCAGUUAUAUUUUUAAUUAACGAUGCCAAGUACUUGUUGUUGUGUACCUGGAUGUCAUUUAAGAGGAGGACAUGCAUUUCCAAAUGACUUAAAAAGAAGGAAAAGUUGGAUCAACGCCAUGGCCCAUACGCAGAUUGGACGAGAACACGAUGAUAUCGUGGAGUCCAUCUCAAUCAGCUGUUGUUUGCAAGGCACGUUUUACUGAAAAAGACUACGUGCAGGAAACUAUUCAUGGGCGCAAACCCACCAUACAGAGACUUAAGUCUACUGCAAUUCCCAGCCUAUUUUCCUGGACCAAGCAAGAGACUGAAUCGUCCGCAAAAAGAAAAAUCAGGGCAGUUUCCUGUGAAAACAAAAGAACUAAACUUGAUGAAUAUUGUAGUAGAAAUCUAGAGGAAAGUUUUGAUUGUAAAGUUGGUUUUCCUGAAGAAGUCAUUCAUACUGCAGAAAGGAUUUAUGACUGUCCACCACCAACUGCCGAGCUAAUGUUGAGCUUCACAGAUGGAAUUACGCAAACACCAUCAAUGCCUAUGUUUUCAGCAGAGAAUUUUGAAAUGAAGACACGUGACACAGCCAUGCAUUUUUAUACCGGUUUAGAGUUGUAUACUAAAUUUUUAUUUGUUUUGACCACACUUGGUCCAGCAGCACAUUGUUUGAGAUACAUAUAUUUUCAAAUUGAUAGGGUGUCAGUUGAAAAUCAGUUUUUUUAUGACUUUGAUGAAAUUGAGGCAUCAUACAACCAACUUUGAACUGUCUAGAUUCUAGAUCGAAUCUAGUGUUAAGAAUAUUGUGUAUACAUGGAUUAUUUUUAUGUCUAAACAGUGGUGUGAGGCUAACACUUGGCCAUCUAGUGUUUUAGUCAGGUAUUUUUCACCAUCCAACUUCAAAUUAAAGUUUCCUACGACUUGGAUUAUUAUUGACAGCACAGAAUAUCCCGUGAUAAAACCUAAAGCUCCUAGAGCUCAGGCAACCUUUUCAUCAAAUAAAAACAGAAACACUGAAAAUUCUUGAAUGUUCGACACCUGGUGGUUUAGUCAACUAUGUCUCUAUGUCACAUAGAGCGAAUUAUUGGACUUGGCAAAACAUACAAAAUUCUAAUAAAUCCUAUGAAUGAAACUGAAACAAAACUUUCAUCUGAAAUAACAUUUAGUUGUUGUACAUGUUGUAUGUUGUGUAAUUUUAGAACUUGUAUUGUGCCAAAGGAUGCAUAAAUAAAAGUGACGCAAUGAA
This is a messenger RNA of Mytilus californianus (California mussel), 1560 nucleotides long. RefSeq lists its product as uncharacterized. Bases 480 to 1079 code for a protein of 199 amino acids. The transcript has 2 exons. NCBI's taxonomy places the organism in Eukaryota, Metazoa, Mollusca, Bivalvia, Mytilida, Mytilidae. The record is from RefSeq and is a predicted model, not a curated record.